Messenger RNA from Erigeron canadensis, 1672 nucleotides. RefSeq names its product phosphopantetheine adenylyltransferase-like. The record is from RefSeq and is a predicted model, not a curated record. Bases 138 to 665 code for a protein of 175 amino acids. The transcript is spliced from 8 exons. Gene Ontology annotation, molecular function: pantetheine-phosphate adenylyltransferase activity; dephospho-CoA kinase activity. NCBI's taxonomy places the organism in Eukaryota, Viridiplantae, Streptophyta, Magnoliopsida, Asterales, Asteraceae. Gene Ontology annotation, biological process: coenzyme A biosynthetic process.
CCUGAAGUUUAUUAACAUCCGCACCCUCAUGUUUUCAGAAGUUGUUCUUCCGUCCCUCUCCAAGGUUAUGGUUGCAGCUUUGAACUGAGAGCAUCAGAGCCAUCAUCGUGUACACAACAAAGAUUGUAGAAGAAAAGAUGACAAACAAGGACUUAAUUCCAGAGCUUGUACAUUUUUCAUCGAUGGUUAGCCGACCGAAUUCGUAUGGGGCUGUUGUUUUAGGAGGUACAUUUGAUCGCUUACACGAUGGUCAUCGCCUUUUUCUUAAGGUAGCUGCAGAGUUGGCUAGGGAGCGAGUUGUCGUUGGUAUUCUUGACGGUCCUAUGUUGUCUAGAAAGCAGUUUGCUCAUCUGAUUACGCCUAUUGAGCAGAGAAUCAAAGCUGUUGAAGAUUAUAUUAAGUCAAUCAAGCCUAACCUUAUAGUGCAAGUUCAACAUAUUACGGAUCCGUAUGGUCCUUCAGUUGUUGAUAAGGAUCUUGAUGCUAUUGUUGUCAGUGAGGAGACUCUACCAGGUGGAUUGUUGGUAAACAAAAAGAGAGCAGAGAAUGGCCUUUCACCAUUAAAGGUUGAAGUUGUAAAUCUUGUAUCUGAAGAAUCUAGUGGGGAAAAACUGAGUUCUUCGACAUUGAGGAAGCGUGAGGCUCAUAUUGCUGGAAAACUUUAGGUAGGAUAAAAGGUAUGUAAUUGUAACAUAUUGCAAAAGCUGAUUUAAAGCUUCUUGUUGGGUUUGUAUUUUAUAAGUUAUGCUGUAGAUAUCAAAACAUUAUCAUCUGUUUUUAAAUUGUCCAACACAUGAUUGAAAAUGAAAGAAUAAACAAAUGAUUUUCUUUAUGAUUGCUUACAUUUUUGUCAAACACUUUGCAAAUUUAUACUUAUAUUCGAGAUAAAUCAUGAAUCUGGUGAUUUAGCAUGGUGGAAGAUCCUUAGGCGGAGGACGGACGGCCUGACCUUUUCCAGGCCCAUUUUCGACGACCAACACGGUCUUUAAUCCCCAACCAGUAUGCAACUCUAAAUGACAAUGAAAAAACCAAACUCCUGGAUUAUCAGCUCUAAACUGAAUUGCAGACCAACCUCCUGUGGGAACACCGACAGUGUUUCUUUCUGGGGGAUGCCUUUGUACUGGAGGAUGGCAGUGGCUGUUUUAUUGUCUACGGGAAUUGGAACAUCCUGGAAUGGUCGGACCGCCAUGAAGUACCGUCCUGGAGCACGGUUGGCAUAAACUAAGACAUUUGUUGUUUGGCCAGGGGCAAUUAGUAUCGCCGAGGUGGUGAAAAGUUUUGUGUAAACGGCAUCAAUCUCAACCACUGUCAUGUUGUGCCCAGCAACAGCGAAGAAGAGCUCGUCGUUGAGGGCAGCAUUUGCGAUCCUCAGAAGCUUCUGCUUGAAGGGGAACCAAGGAGUCAAGGACACAAGUAUGAAAACAAAAAGAAGAAUGCAGCCGGUUUGUUGGAAUAAGAAGUUUGAACCACCACGAGACACCAUUUUUCUUUAGCUGGCCUGAAAGUCGUGUCCUGUCCUUUGAAUGAAAAAAGAGAGAUGAAUGUAGAUGAGACAUACAUACAAACAUGUAUUUAUACGUGUGACUAUAGAUAUUAGGUAAAGGAGAAGUAAGCUAGAUGUAAAUGAAGACUUGGAAGUUAAAUAUGUGGAGAUGUGAAGUUUGAAUUGAAA